This is a messenger RNA of Oncorhynchus nerka (sockeye salmon), 1079 nucleotides long. Its product is annotated as CD9 antigen-like. Bases 146 to 934 code for a protein of 262 amino acids. The record is from RefSeq and is a predicted model, not a curated record. The transcript has 9 exons. Gene Ontology annotation, cellular component: plasma membrane. NCBI's taxonomy places the organism in Eukaryota, Metazoa, Chordata, Actinopteri, Salmoniformes, Salmonidae.
CUUCACACACGUCUGAAAUUUAAGAACGGGUUGGUGUUGCAGCUACAUUCUGCAGUGUGAAGAGACUGAUCUGCACGUAAAUAAUUCAGGACACUAGACUGUAUUUCUGACUUCCUGAGUGUAGCGUGUUAGCAAACUUUUGAUCAUGGCACUGGACGGAUGUGGCCAGCUGUGCAAGUGUAUCCUCAUCCUUUUCAACAUCCUUUUUGCCCUGGUGGGUUUUGCAAUGUUGGGGUUGGGCUUGUGGCUGAGGUUCAGCUCUGAGACCAGAGGAUUUUUCGACAUAGACCUCAACACACAACAGUUUGUCAUCGGUGUGUCAGUGUUGAUUGCGUUAGGAGCAGUGAUAUUGCUCGUGGCUGUUUUCGGAGACUAUGGAGCAUGCAAUGAGAAUAGGACUGCAUUGGGAGUGUUUUCCUGCCUGCUGGCUAUCCUGGCUGGAUUAGAGAUUGGAGCCGGUGUGUUCGCCUACAUGAGAAGCGAUGAGGUGGGAGAGCAGCUGGCAAAAUUCUAUAUGACUGUGUACGCUCAGUAUGUGGACAAAGGAGGAGACCCUGGCUUGACUGUUACCCUGACCAUGUUCCACAAUGUGUUGCACUGCUGUGGACUCAUUGGUGCCUUGGACCCCUUGGUCCAAAGAACAUGUCCCGAUACCGGCUUUUUGGAGACCUUCACUCUCCCUGCCUGCCCCACAGUGAUCGUCAACCUCUUUGAGUCCAAAGCGCCUCUGGUGAUGGGCCUCUUCCUUGGGACUGCUGCUAUGCUGAUCUUUGCCCUGGUGUGCAGCUCCCUCCUCAGCAAAGAGAUCCAGCGCUCCCAGUCCUCUCCUCCCCCCUACAUCCUCCUCUCCUCUACUGUCCUCUCCCCCCCUAACCAGGACCCUGUGGUCUUUUCCCCGCUCCCUGUCAUCAUACCUGUGGCUGAUGCACUGUAACUCCUUACCCCUCCAUCUUUAUUUACACCAAUGAUCUAUGCUUCUUUCCUUGCACACAGAUUCUUUCUUUCCACUGCUCAGUAAGGGCCAUGUCUAGUCUCACUGCAAGCUAUCCAACUUGUCCCAUUUAAAUGUCUGGAAUGAG